This is a messenger RNA of Lobosporangium transversale, 1257 nucleotides long. RefSeq names its product pyridoxal phosphate-dependent transferase. The transcript is spliced from 6 exons. The coding region runs from base 1 to 1257 and encodes 418 amino acids. Gene Ontology annotation, biological process: biosynthetic process. Lineage: Eukaryota; Fungi; Mortierellomycota; Mortierellomycetes; Mortierellales; Mortierellaceae. Gene Ontology annotation, molecular function: transaminase activity; pyridoxal phosphate binding. The record is from RefSeq and is a predicted model, not a curated record.
AUGGCGACCCAAGUCAAUUAUCAGGAUUACCUUAGCGAAUCUUCAAAGUCGAGGAAGCCAAGCGCCAUCGGGCGUCUAGUGCCUCUUAAAGAAAUCCCAGGCAUGAUCUCACUUGGAUCAGGUUCUCUCAAUCCUAAAAUGAUUCCAUAUGAAGGCAUUGACCUUUUACUCAAGACCGGAGAGAAACUCAGCAUUGAUCCGGAUACCUUGCAGAGCUCUUUGAACUAUAGUCUAACUGAAGGUAUCCCUCAAUUGACAGCCUGGCUCAAGGAGUUCCAGCAUAAACAUCAUGCGCCUCCACGAGAAUUCUCAAUAACUAUUGGGACAGGGUCGCUAGAUCUGAUCACAAAGGCUCUUUAUAUGUUGAUCAACGAUGGCGACAGCAUUCUCCUCGAAUCGCCUGGGUAUGACCCUGUUUGCACUUUCCUGCGGCAUCAGCCUUGCAAUACUAUCGACGUUGAAUUGGAUUCAUAUGGGAUCGUUCCUUCAAAGUUACGAAAACAGUUGGAAAACUGGUCUUCUGACAAAAACGGAAGAAAGCCCAAGGCAUUGUAUACAGUGCCCCAUGGAAGCAAUCCCUCUGGUGUGAGCCAAACAUUAGAACGUAAAAAAGAAAUUUAUCAGAUUGCUCGAGACCAUGGUCUGUUGAUCUUUGAGGAUGAUCCAUAUUAUUAUUUACAGUACGAUGAGAAAUUGGUCCCUUCAUAUCUGUCCAUGGAUGUGGAUGGACGAGUCUUGCGAUUCGAUAGUAUGUCCAAGGUUCUAUCAGCUGGAUUGCGUAUUGGAUGGGCAACUGGACCUUCGGAACUGAUCGAAACCAUUAACAUGAUUACUCAGUCGUCCAAUCUAAUGUCAUCAGGUGUAGCGCAAGCUGUUGCAUACACGCUGUUAAAAAACUGGGGUCAUCAAGGAUUUUAUGAGCAUACACGUCACGUGGCUGCAUUCUAUCAUAAACGCAGCCAAGUGUUUUGCAAGUAUGCACGCAAGCACCUUGAAGGUUUAGCAGAGUUUACGGAACCAAACGCGGGAAUAUUUGUUUGGCUGAAACUAAAGGGUAUUAAGGACUCUACAGAUCUGGCUAUGAACAAGGCGAAGGAGAAGAAGGUAUUGAUAAUCCCCGGGGUGGAUUUCUUAAGUCAUCCAGAGAGAGAUGGGUCCAGUCCAUAUGUGCGAACGUCAUUUUCGGAUGUGGCGGAAGAAGACAUGGGUCCGGCUUUAGAGCGACUUGCAACCUUGUUGCGUGAACAUCAAGAGUAG